Molecule: messenger RNA, 1152 nt
Organism: Jaminaea rosea
Lineage: Eukaryota; Fungi; Basidiomycota; Exobasidiomycetes; Microstromatales
Product: protein phosphatase methylesterase
Exons: 3
Coding region: 37-1152 (371 amino acids)
Biological process (GO): protein demethylation
Molecular function (GO): protein methylesterase activity
Source: RefSeq, a predicted model, not a curated record
AUCGGCGCGUUGCCAUCCUCGUCCACUUCCUCCUCGAUGCCUCCCCCACCUCCCCUUUCCAAGCGUCGCCAACCUUCCCAAGACAGUGCAACUACGCCUAGCAGCAGUAGUCGAGACGCCUUCUCUCCUCUCUCGUCGGACGACUGCUUCGCAGAAGCAUUGGAGGUCGACGUGCCCGAACGAGGAGUCUUUAGGGUCUACUACACGCCGCCUCGUCCCAAACAAGCCAAGAGGCAGCAGCGGCAGCAACAGCAGCAACAAGCAGCGACAGCUAAAGGAGAAGAAGCAGGCAAGCCUUCAAGCCCAGGUACUCUCAUCUUCUUGCACCACGGUGCCGGCUUUUCUGGCCUCUCCUUUGCCCUGACUGCUCGCGCGAUUACUCACUCCACGAACGGUGAAGUCGGGGUUCUCGCCCUAGACUGCCGUGGACAUGGUAGGACGGAAUGCCCCGCACCAGAGGAGAUGUCGCUGGAGACUUUGACAGGUGACAGCUUUGCUUUGCUUCAGACGCUCUUCCCCGAUCCGGCUCGAACCCCGACUUUACUCCUCGUAGGACACUCGAUGGGAGGGGGCGUCGUCGUCUCUCUCUGCCCCGCCGUGCAGAAUUGGAGCGCUCGAGUCGCAGGGGUAGCAGUACUCGACGUGGUCGAGGGAACGGCCGUUGAGGCCCUGUCUUCUAUGGAGGGCAUUGUGGCUAUGCAGCCAAAAGGGUUCGACAGUAUGGAGGAAGCGAUCAGGUGGCACGUGGAAAGGGGCAGUGCGGCGGCUAUCAGGAAUAAAGAGAGCGCGAGGAGGAGUGUACCCGGAGUAUUGAAGAGCGCCUCACGCGAACCGCGUCUCAUCUUCCGGCACAAUCUCUCCCUCACCACUCCACACUGGCGCUCCUGGUUCGUAGGUCUCUCGCAGCGCUUCCUCGGCGUUCGUACAGCGCGCCUUCUCAUGCUAGCGGGGACCGAUCGCCUUGACAAGGACUUGAUGGUAGGCCAGAUGCAGGGCAAGUACCAGCUGCAGGUCUUGCCUGAAGCGGGACACUGCCUGAUGGAGGACGAGCCGGAGAAGGUAGCCAAGCUUUUGGUCGACUUUUGGAGGAGAAAUGAGGCUGUGAAUCUGCCUGUUGGGAAAGGGGUGCAGCUGAGGAAGGUGGGACAGUGA